This is a messenger RNA of Gekko japonicus, 1216 nucleotides long. RefSeq names its product RWD domain containing 2B (gene RWDD2B). Gene Ontology annotation, molecular function: protein binding. The transcript has 4 exons. NCBI's taxonomy places the organism in Eukaryota, Metazoa, Chordata, Lepidosauria, Squamata, Gekkonidae. The record is from RefSeq and is a predicted model, not a curated record. Bases 1 to 873 code for a protein of 290 amino acids.
AUGAGCAAUUUGGAAGAAGCUGAAGUACAACUUUCUGAGUUAGAUUUGCUCUCUAGUAUGUUUCCUAAUGAAGAUGAAUUUAAGGUCACUGAUCAACUCGCUUUAGCAGAACUAAAGGAUCUUGUUGAAAGAUGUUCACUGGAAGUGCCAUCUUCAAAAAUACAAUUUAUGCUGAAAUUAGAAUUAGAUACACCUGGUGGUGAUAAGGCUGAGUUUUCUUUGUCCUGCGCAUUUCCAUUUAAGUACCCAGCUGUUCUUCCAGAAGUAACUAUCAGAUCUUCAUCCCUAAGCCGAUCACAGCAGAUGCAGCUAAACACAGAUCUCCUAGCUUACCUGAAGGAAAACUGUGCUGAUGAUGUUUGCAUAUUAAAUGCUAGAGAAUGGGUUAAAGAUCAUGCUGCUGCCUAUAUCAACAAGGAUCUCUCAUCUUCCUCUGGGGGGAAAUCAGAUGUUAAAAGAUCAGAAGAUAUUUUCACUAGACUCUGGAUUUACAGUCAUCACAUUUACAACAAGCAAAAAAGAAAGAAUAUAGUUGACUGGGCUAAGGAACUUAAUCUAUCUGGAUUCAGCAUGCCUGGGAAACCAGGUAUUAUUUGUGUAGAAGGCCCACAGACCAUGUGUGAGGAGUUUUGGGCAAGAAUCAGAAGAUUGUCAUGGCAACGAAUUUUAAUUCGCCACAGAGAGGACAUUUCCUUAGAGGGGACUGAAGAUGAAAUGGAGAAACAAAGGAAAUUUUCACGUUUUGAAGAAAAAAUAUUUGAUGCACAUGGUGCCAGGGGAAACCACAUGGAUCUAGGACAACUGUAUCAUUUUUUAGUUGAUAACAGAUGUGCUGAUAUCUUUCAAAUGUACUUUGGAGUUGAAGGACAAUAGGCAAGCAACUGAGGGAAAUCCAUGGAACAUUAAAUGAGAGUUGAUCAGACUUCCUUGUUUUUUCCUUUUGAUCUGAAUUUUUUCCAACAAAACAUUACUAAGAACUUUAUUACCUAACAUUUUAAUUGGAAGCAAGGACAGUGAUUUCAGGGAAAUCUCAGCAACCAGUCUGCAAGUAAUUUCCAGUUAUGAGGAGUAACAUGUUACAUUUGGUUUAUGAUACCCAGUCUCAUUCUCUUCUUUCUCCUUACCUGUUGCACCACACUAGCCUAUUACUGUGUUAAUUUAAUCUGUCUCAGGUUUGAAGAUUUGCAGUUGAUAUUGUAAUUUUUGAUAAAAGAAA